This is a messenger RNA of Saccostrea cuccullata (small rock oyster), 1579 nucleotides long. Its product is annotated as putative inhibitor of apoptosis. The record is from RefSeq and is a predicted model, not a curated record. Gene Ontology annotation, cellular component: nucleus; cytoplasm. Gene Ontology annotation, molecular function: cysteine-type endopeptidase inhibitor activity involved in apoptotic process. NCBI's taxonomy places the organism in Eukaryota, Metazoa, Mollusca, Bivalvia, Ostreida, Ostreidae. Bases 92 to 1576 code for a protein of 494 amino acids. Gene Ontology annotation, biological process: regulation of cell cycle; negative regulation of apoptotic process. The transcript is spliced from 6 exons.
ACAUAUAAAAGCACCAACUUUUUCCUUUGUAAUCAAAUGGAGAAGAGAGCUGCUACAGUCCAUUUACUGUAUUCCAGAACGGACCGCAAAAAUGUGUAACAGCGACCAGUCGAGUUUGACGAUUGAGUGCCCUAGCACUGAACUUCCGAAAUUUUAUGAGGAAUGUGCUAAAAAUCCAGACAUGGAUGUGUCCGAGAAGAUGAAGUUUGAAAUCAUUAGAUUCUCGACUUUUAGCGCUUUGAAGGACUGUCCAAUUGCUUUUAUGAAACUAUCUAAAGCUGGAUUUUACUACGAUAAUGCUUCAAAAGCCAUUAUCUGCUUUAAAUGUGGUUAUGUUUAUGAAAAUAUUCAAUCAAACGACGACCCCAUGGAAAUACACUUCAAGAAUUCACCGAACUGCGAUUUCGUUCAAAAGCAUUAUGACGCUAGUCGUUUAGCUUCAAGCGACGCCAGAGCAGAGAGUUUUUCAAAUGCUGAAGGAGCUUGUGGUGGGCAAUCGGACAUUCAUCAAUCAAACUCCUACCAAAGAAGAGCCCAAGAAAGAGAAAAUGUUUCUCAAAAUGAGAACCCUACUCGAACACCAACAAAUGAAGAAAUGCAAUCUUAUGAAACAGAAAAUCAAUCUGUUAUUUCCGAGAAUAAUUAUCAAAACAAUACCAGCACUUCAAACCACGCAUCUACACCUAUGCCGCAAAUUUCAUCUCAACCAGUUUCUGAUCACGUACCGAGUGGAAGUCGGCCCAAAAAGGCCAAGGAAGUAUUCAAGGACCUUGGAAUCUGCGUUGAAAAGCCCAAAUAUCCGAAAUAUUCCAUCUUGGCCACAAGAAUUGCAUCUUUCAAGAAUUGGCCCAUAUCAGACAUUGUUAGUCCCAAUGACCUCUCUAAAGCAGGCUUUUACUACAAUGGAACAAAUGAGACCGUAUGCUGUUUCUUCUGUGGCGGGAAACUGGCAGAGUGGAAACGAGGAGAUGACCCUUGGAUUGAGCAUGCGCAUUGGUUUCCCAACUGUCAAUUUGUUCAACAGUGCAAGGGCAACAGUUCAUUCAAAAAUAAACAAGAUCAAAAAGAAGAGUUAACGCAACCUGAAGAUCCAUUUGAGACAGCUGCAUUUAAAAGUGUGAUGGAGUUGGGAUACACCAAAGCUCAGAUCAAGACAGUUUAUGACAAUAUACAGAACAAAGUGAACCUGUCUGCAAAAGAAUUGUUAGAGUUAUUAAUGGAUAAAGAGGACAAGGAAUCAGAAAAGCACAAAAAAGCAAGACGUAAGUGUUCAAAGAAAGAACAUGUUAAAGAUAAAGGAGGGGACGAAAAGGAAGAAAAAAUACAGCAAGAAAAACAACCCAAAAAACAGGAAGAAUCUGGCAAAUCAAACAAACAAGAAGUGAAGGCACUUGUUUCAGAAUACCAAGGACUAAAAGAACAAACCAGAUGUAAAAUUUGUUUGGAGGAAGACGCCACCGUUGUUUUCUUGCCCUGUGGUCACAUGUGUACCUGUGUCAACUGUUCACCUGCCAUGCGCAAGUGUCCGAUUUGUAGAACGUUUGUUAAAGGAACAGUGAAAGCUAUUUUAAGCUGAAGA